GCGGACUCGUUCCUUCGCCGCGGCCGUGGUGGAGAGGGGACGAUGGGCGAGGAUGCGAGGAACUCGCUGUCCGUCUUUUUGCAUCACACCGGCACGGAAAGCGCCCGUGUGGCCGUGAUUCUUGCAACGAACGUUCCCACCGUCUUGGAUCGAGCCGUCCUCGACCGUGUGGAUGAGGAGUUCGAAUUUCCGAGACCCGCUUUCGAGCAGCGGAAUCAGAUGCUCCGCCUCUUCAUCGAUCAGUAUCUGUUGCGGUCCUCGAAGGGCGGAAAGUCGCUGAUCGAAGUGGACGCUGCGCUGGACGACAAGUUUUGGGAGGACGUUUACAACCUGUGUUUGCUCGUACAUCGCUUUCGUGGGACUCAUUGGGGUCAGCAUGUUCUGCCCUUUUUGGGAUUCCGCAUCUGGAGCUCCAAUUGCUCCGUGGCCGCAUCUGAGCUCAACACAGUCGCAAUCAGCGAGGCUGGGGAGCUUGCCGGCUUGCUGGUUUGCGUCGGAGACAAUUAUCGUGGCCAGUGCGAUCCGCCUCCCGACCUCGGUCCGGUGGUGGCCGUGGCUGCCGGAAAUGUGCACACCUGUGCCGUGAAGACGAGUGGCGAGCUGGUUUGCUUUGGAAACAAUCGCUAUGAUCAGUGCGAUGUGCCUCCCGACCUCGGUCCGGUGGUGGCCGUGGCUGCGGGAGGAUAUCACACCUGUGCCGUGAAGGCGAGUGGCGAGCUGGUUUGCUUCGGAAGCAAUCGUCAUGGUCAGCGCGAUGUGCCUCGUGAUCUCGGUCCGGUGGUGGCCGUGGCUGCCGGAGCUUUACACACCUGUGCCGUGAAGGCGAGUGGCGAGCUGGUUUGCUUCGGAUGCAAUGAGACUUGGCAGUGCGAUGUGCCUCCCGACCUCGGUCCGGUGCUGGCCGUGGCUGUCGGACUGUUUCACACCUGUGCCGUGAAAGCGAGUGGCGAGCUGGUUUGCUUCGGAUGCAAUAAGUAUGGUCAGUGCGAUGUGCCUGCCGACCUCGGUCCGGUGGUGGCCGUGGCUGCCGGAAAUGUGCACACCUGUGCCGUGAAGACGAGUGGCGAGCUGGUUUGCUUCGGAAACAAUGACUCUGGCAAGUGCGAUGUGCCUCCCGACCUCGGUCCGGUGGUGGCCGUUGCUGCGGGAGGAUAUCACUCCUGUGCCGUGAAGGCGAGUGGCGAGCUGGUGUGCUUCGGAAACAAUGACUCUGGUCAGUGCGAUUUUCCGCCAGGCUUCAAGGUUCUGCUUGCCCCACAGUCCAUCGGCACACCCACACCCGAUCCAACGCAGGAGGUGCUGCAGCCCGUGCAUCACAGCGAGCCUGCCGCCGACAUCUCGGAAGAGGAGAGCGCUGCAAUCGUGGCCGAGCAGGAAGCAUCGUGGAUUGAGCACAACAUCGGAUCCGGUUGGCAUGGCGACGAGCUGCAGCCUGGGAUGUCUGCUGGACUCACUCGGGUAGUGCAUUUGACGUUGAGCCGCUCGCACCGCCGGCUGGACGAAGAUCUGGAGCAUUCUGUGGUCUUGCAGCCAUAUCGGCAGGCCCUGGAAGAGGAGGGCUUGGCCUGGCGGUUGCAGCCCUCUGGUGCCAAGAUCUUCAUGGAGCCUUUCUGCUUCCGAGCUAUCCGCAGCCAUUUGUCCACCAUGCGGCUGAGGCCCUGCGACAUCUUCGUCUCAGAAACACUGGAGAAUGAGGUGGUGCGAGUGAUCCGGCAGAUCCCCCGCAGCCUUGGCGUGAUACCAAGAAGCUCCCAGAGCAUCGCCUUCGCGGACGAAGAUGGGGAAGUGGUGCUUGUCAGCCGCUCUUUCUUGAACAUUCCUGCCGGGAUGUUCCUCAGUCCAGCCUCCGUGGUGCAGUCCACGACAGAGGACGUGGCCAAGCAGACCGAGGGCAUGUCGGGCCGCCAGCUGGCGAAGCUGGUGUUGGCCUUUCAGUCCGCGGUCUUCGGCUCAGGGACGACCCGCCUCACACAGGGACUGGCACAGACGGUGCUUCAGUGGCGCCUGAGCCAUCCGAACGCCUGA
Messenger RNA from Symbiodinium necroappetens, 2025 nucleotides. The record is from the annotation of a GenBank genome assembly. Lineage: Eukaryota; Dinophyceae; Suessiales; Symbiodiniaceae.